Messenger RNA from Aspergillus glaucus CBS 516.65, 1371 nucleotides. Its product is annotated as proline dehydrogenase family protein. Gene Ontology annotation, cellular component: mitochondrion. The transcript is spliced from 3 exons. The record is from RefSeq and is a predicted model, not a curated record. Lineage: Eukaryota; Fungi; Ascomycota; Eurotiomycetes; Eurotiales; Aspergillaceae. Gene Ontology annotation, molecular function: FAD binding; proline dehydrogenase activity. Bases 1 to 1371 code for a protein of 456 amino acids.
AUGCUCAGAAACAAAAUCGCCGCUGCCUUCACAGCAAUCAGAAACCAUUUGUCAAAGUUCCAAGUCCGUCGAGGUCUCCCGCACAAGACAUCCAAGCCCUCAGCAAUCGACCACAAGACCAAGCCGCCUGCUCACUCUAUCAUUCCGACCAACGUGCUACUACGCUCACUUCUGGUCACCACAAUAUCCUCCAAUUGGAUCCUCCGCGUCCCGUCUUUGUCGAUUCUAAUGUUACUUACGAAAGCAAAAGGUCCUUUGUUCAAUGUGGAUAGAAACCCGUUCAUCCAUGGUUUUCUGAAGAGAACUUUGUAUGACCAUUUUUGUGCGGGUGAGGUGGAAGGUCAAGUGAGAGAUACUAUACGGCAGCUCAAAGAUACAGGACUACGGGGUGUUAUCUUGACAUAUGCCCGGGAGACUACCCGGGAUGACCGCAUAGCAAAACAAAAGGAAGAGAGCAAUGAAAAAGUGGAAGCAUUGGAAAGGGACGAAAUGAUCCAGGCUUGGACAGACGGCGUACUAAGAACAAUAGACAUGAUUGACGAAGGUGACUACCUGGCACUCAAAUUGACUGGAGCCGGCCCCCAAGUCAACCAAGCCUUAACCACCAACACACCCCCACCACCUCAAAUGCUCGAAGCCCUCGACGAAAUCUGCCGCCGCGUCGUACAAAAGAAUGCCCGGAUCCUAAUGGAUGCUGAACAACGCGCCUUCCUCGACGGAAUCUACUCAUGGACCCUCGACCUGAUGCGCAAGUACAACCGAGACGGCAGAACAGUCGUGUACAAUACCUACCAGGCCUACCUGAAAGCUACACCAGACGUUAUCGCGACACACAUGCAGGCAGCCGGGAGCGAAGGGUUCAUUCUCGGUUUGAAAUUGGUUCGCGGGGCAUACAUGGGCUCGGACCCGAGGAAUUUGAUCCAUGAUACUAAAGAGGAGACUGAUACGGCGUAUGAUACUAUCGUGCAGAGUGUGCUGUCCAGACGGUUUAUGGGCUUCGGUGGGGAGAACGCAAAGGCGUUCCCGCCUACGGACCUUUUCCUGGCAUCUCACAACUAUAAAAGUGUCAUGGCCGCUCAUCACCUGCACCAGACUCGGAUGAUCGCGCAACUCCCCACCGUCAAUGUGGAGUACGGACAGUUAAUGGGAAUGGCCGAUGGUGUAAGCUACGGUCUCUUGCAAGUCAAGGGCCACAACAAUAUGUCCCCGGGAGUCUACAAGUGCUUGACGUGGGGAAGUCUGGGAGAAUGUUUGCAGUAUCUCGUGAGGCGGGCAAUGGAGAAUCAGGAUGCAGUGGCACGGACAGAUUCGGAACACCAAGCGUUGAAAGCGGAGGUGAAGAGGAGAUUUCUGGGGGUUUUGCGUGGUUAG